This is a messenger RNA of Pseudomyrmex gracilis, 1478 nucleotides long. RefSeq lists its product as uncharacterized. Lineage: Eukaryota; Metazoa; Arthropoda; Insecta; Hymenoptera; Formicidae. The record is from RefSeq and is a predicted model, not a curated record. The transcript has 5 exons. The coding region runs from base 245 to 1081 and encodes 278 amino acids.
GCACAUGUGUGCUGCGAAACAACGAUAAUUAUCGUAACUGGUAGGGAAUUCACGCCAUUCGACUGACGCAGGCCGUCCAGUGAACAGAUCACCGCCGGCCGCACGGGCGUAUUAUUACAUAUAUAACCGCGCGAAAUUUUCAUACAAAAUUACAACUAUUGUAGGAGACAAUUGUGCGAUUGUGUCGAGCCAUAUAUUAACACACAUUAACUCACACAAGAGCGUAACUCACACCUGCAGUAUAAUGUUGAGAAUAUUUCGUUUCCAUGACGUUUGGUUCAAAUGCCAUCCGACACGAACGUUUAUGCAGAAAAUGAACUGGGAAAGGGAUGCAAAUUUGAAACAAAUGAUGAGUAGUAUGGAGCGCAUCAGGCCAUCCGGACAGCCGCCCAAAGUUUGGGAAGUACUUGAAAAAAUAGGUAAGGACGGGAAACGGAAAAAAUUCACGAUUCAAGAAAUUCCUGAGGACAGAUACGAGGAAGCUGUUCAACAUAUGUGCACACACUUCUUGGCUGACGAACCGACCUGCGCGUGUUCGAACGCCGCAAAUGAUCCCGCAUUCGUAAAGGACACCGGUACAAUAUGGCAUCUCUUGAUGUCGCAAGGUAUAUCUGUAGGAGCGUUCACCGACAAUCCCGACGGCGGAAAACCUAUACUCGCGGGCAUGAACGCACUUGGAGUUAGUUACAAAGAGAAAAAAGACGCCAUCUCAAACUUCAAGUUUUCAUCGGAAAAAUGCCAAAAUACAUUCAAAGUCAUGGACAUAACUAAAAUAGUGUACGAUCGUUACGGAAUAGACAAGUAUCUGUACGCUGUUGGACUCAGCGUAACACCGGAGUUUCGAGGAUACGGAUUAGGCACGGAUAUUCUAAAAAUCAGGAACCACGUCGGUCGCGAAUACAAUCUACCGGCAACGUCUACGGUGUUCACGUCGAUAUUCUCGCAAAAAUCAGCGGCGAACGCGGGAUUCGAGGUAUUCCUGGAGAAAAAGUUCACCGACAUUGUCGACAAAAACGGAAAAGAAUAUUUUCCUGGUAUUAAAUCUGACAUAAUGAAAGUUAUGGGAAAAAGAUUGCCUUAAAUCCACGCACAAAAUAAUACAUGGUAAAAAAUGUUAAUAUAAAACAUUUCGACAAUAAAAGAAAAUAUUUUUAAUAAUAUUGAGAUCGACGACGAAAUAGUUCCAACUUUUCAAACUCAUAUUGUAAAUUUACGCGCUUACGUGAAAUAAUGUAACGUGACGUGUUUUACCAUUAUGAACGUGCGUGACAAGUAUUAUUUGUUAUUAUUUGUAUCGCCUCUAGCGUUUAGAAUUAUAUUUUUCUGUAACGCAACGCUUUCAAACGGUUUAACUGUUGCAGCUUUACUCUCAGUAAGUCGCAUAAUUUACCAUUUCGAUAUUACUUGUGUAUGUGUGUGUGUUUUAUAGUUUUCACAAAUGUUUCUACUCAAUAAAGCAUCAUCAGUAUGACCAGCAA